AUGGCUUCUUCUUCUUCCAAUGCUCCUCAAUGGAAGUAUGAUGUGUUCCUUAGUUUCAGAGGUAAGGACACACGUGAUAACAUUACUAGCCAUCUUUAUGAUGCUUUGUGCCGUAAACAAAUCAAGACUUUCAGAGAUGAUGAACUUGAAAGAGGUGAAGACAUUACACCUGCACUUUUGAGAACGAUUGAAGAGUCAAGAAUUUCAAUUGUAAUAUUCUCAAAAAAUUAUGCAUCUUCUUCUUGGUGUGUGGAUGAACUGGCGAAGAUACUUGAAUGCAAACAGAAAUACGGGCAGAUUGUUUUUCCAGUUUUCUAUCAUGUAGACCCUUCUAAUGUCGAUGAACAGACAGGGAGUUUUGGAAAUGCAUUUGCUGAACUUGAAAAAAAUUUUAAGGGGAAGAUGGACCAUGUGGAAAGAUGGAGGGCUGAAUUGACAAAUGCAGCCAAUAUAUCGGGAUGGGACUCACAGAUCAUUAGGCCUGAAUCCGAGCUUGUCAACAGGAUCGUGCAACAUGUUUUGAAGAAAUUGAAUUGUAUUUCCUCAAGUGAUUCAGAGGGCCUAGUUGGAAUAGAUUCGCGCAUUGAAGAUGGAACUGAAAAGGUUGAAGGCAUAUUCCUGGAUAUUUCUAAAACAAGGGAAAUGGAGUUAUUGUCUUGUGCCUUUGCAAGGAUGCAUAAUCUUAGGUUGCUCAAAAUUUAUAAUUCUGGAGUUGGAACUAACUGUAAAGUGGAACUUCCUCAUGGUCUUGAGUAUCUUUCUGAUGAGUUAAGGUAUCUCCAUUGGGAUGGAUAUCCUCUUAGGUCUUUGCCAUCCAAUUUCCAACCAGAGAAUCUUGUUCAACUUGACUUGUCAUUUAGCAAGGCUGUGAAUCUUUGGACAGGAGUCCAAGACCUUGUAAAUUUAAAAGAGAUCAACCUUGGCAAUUGUGAGCAUCUAGUUGCAAUUCCUGACCUACAACUUGCCACAAAUCUUGAGAGUUUGAAGCUUCAUUUCUGCGGAAGUUUGGAAGAGGUUCCAUCAUCCAUUCAGUGUCUGAACAAACUUAGUGAAUUGGAUAUGAGAUACUGCAAAAGCCUUCACAGCCUUCCAAGCAGCUUUAGUAUGACUUCUCUUAAGACGCUUAAGCUUUCUGGCUGCUCUAAUCUCAAACAGUGUCCUGAGCUUUCACGGUCCAUAACAUAUUUAAAUUUAAGUGAGACCACAAUAGCAGAGCUCCCCCAAUCAAUUCAGCAUCUCACCAGACUUGUUUCAUUGAAUCUAAAGGACUGCAAAGAACUUAAGAAGCUUCCUGACUGCAUCUGCUUGUUGAAAUCUCUUGCAACUCUCGAUCUAUCUGGCUGCUCAAAAAUCUGGAACCUUCCAAAUGUUUCAAAGAGCAUAAAACAUUUAUAUCUGAGUGAAACUGCAGUGCAAGAACUUCCCUCUUCCCUCAGUGCUCUCUCAAGCCUCCGUGAAUUGGAUCUAAUGAACUGUACAAGGUUUAAGAGUCUUCAUAUUAGCUUUGGGACGUUGACUUCUCUGGAAAAACUUAUUCUCUCUGGCUGUCCAAUAAUGGAAGUUCCCUCAUCAGUCCAAUGCCUCACCAAACUUGUUGAGUUGCAUAUGCGAAAAUGCAAAGCUCUUAAGACUCUCCCAAACAGCAUCAGUAGGUUGAGAUUUCUUGAAUACCUUGAUCUCUCUGGCUGCUCAAGGCUUAAGAGGCUUCCAUCAAUCCCAGCUAAUGUGGGAUAUCUUUAUCUAGAAGGAACAGCCUUGAAACAGCUACCCUCUGGACAGCUAGAUUGGCUAUGCUGUUUGGAAUCAGGAAACCUCAAAAACCUUGUGAAAUUGCCUGAGUUGACCAAUGCCAAAUAUUUGAGAAAACUAGAUCUAAAUGGUUCAAUAUAUUAG
This is a messenger RNA of Dovyalis caffra, 1893 nucleotides long. Lineage: Eukaryota; Viridiplantae; Streptophyta; Magnoliopsida; Malpighiales; Salicaceae. The record is from the annotation of a GenBank genome assembly.